AUGGCCAAACUCGCCACCUUCAUCGUUGUCCUCCUGAUCGCCGUGGCCGCACGUGGCGUCCAUCCCGUCCGCGCACAGCGCUCGGCCGCUCGCACCCUGGACCUGGAGACUGUGGAGCACGUGAACCUACCGGCGGUCGUCGCCUCUUCACCUACGACGACGGAGAUCAUCUUCAACGUGCCAUCAGAAGAGGAGGCUGCUGCGCCAGGGCCUGAUACGGUGGACUACUAUGAUGAUAAAACACCCAUAACAGGACCGCUGUAG
Molecule: messenger RNA, 264 nt
Organism: Miscanthus lutarioriparius
Lineage: Eukaryota; Viridiplantae; Streptophyta; Magnoliopsida; Poales; Poaceae
Source: the annotation of a GenBank genome assembly